Molecule: messenger RNA, 432 nt
Organism: Aureobasidium namibiae CBS 147.97
Lineage: Eukaryota; Fungi; Ascomycota; Dothideomycetes; Dothideales; Saccotheciaceae
Product: Got1-domain-containing protein
Exons: 5
Coding region: 1-432 (143 amino acids)
Biological process (GO): retrograde transport, endosome to Golgi; endoplasmic reticulum to Golgi vesicle-mediated transport
Cellular component (GO): endoplasmic reticulum; COPII-coated ER to Golgi transport vesicle; Golgi membrane
Source: RefSeq, a predicted model, not a curated record
AUGCCUACCAUGUGGCUUUCAGACUCCCAGAAGAUUGGGGUUGCCUUCUGCUCCGGAGGAGGCUUCUUCUUGAUCGGAGGAGUGAUCAUGUUUUUUGAUCGCUCAAUGUUGGCCAUGGGCAACAUUCUCUUCCUAGCCGGAAUUACCCUACUCCUCGGAGUUCAACGCACAUUCCUCUUCUUCGCUCGCCGUCAAAAGAUUAAGGGCACAGCAGCUUUCGUCGCAGGCAUCAUACUAAUUCUCCUCCGCUGGCCAUUGAUUGGCUUCCUCGUCGAGAUCUACGGCAUCUUCAUACUGUUUGGCGAGUUCUUCAAGACGAUAGCUGGAUUUGCUUACAACAUUCCUGUCGUGGGACCGUACCUUGCGAGGGGUUUGCAAAAGGCUGGAGAAAAAGCCGGAGAGGGAAAUAAGAACAAGGAUCUGCCUGUCUAG